AUGCACGGUAGAGGUUCUUCCAAGUCGCUCACCCUCGCCGCCCUCGACAAGCCUCCCAUCCUGCGUCGCGACCGGGAUGGCAGAUUCAUGACCACCUUGGAGAUCGAGCGCGACGACGCUCGCAUCCUUGCUGCCGAGAGAACCCGGCCUCCUUCUCGACCUCCGGUCAACAGGCCCAAUGUGUUCACUGCUCCCGGCCUGCUCAUAGAUUUUUCAGUCGAGGAGACUGAUGAGGAGAUUCUCGCCCGCGCGCCCUCGACCCCUCCCCCCAUCCCCGCCCGCAGCCCCCUCCGCCCUCCCUACGUGCCCCCUGCUGCCACUGUGCAGCCAGUCAGCAGCGCUGGCUCUUCUCUCUUCGGUCCCGCUGGCCCCGACGCCAACUCUGGCUUUGUGCAGGGUAACCCCUGGUCUCUUUCUGGCCGCCUGCCCCCUGUGGUCGCCCUGGUCUCUCCCUCGCUGCCCCCCUCUGCUCCCUCCGAGUGCUUUGUCGGUGUGGAGGACGAGGAUGAGGAGGAGAAGAAAAAGAAGAAGGAGGAGGAGCACGACGGACCCCGUGGUGUGGAGUAUACCCCUGACACCACGGGGUUGCAGUCGGGCUUCUCUUCGAGCUCGUCGUCUGGUGCUUCGGUUGUGGUGAGCCGUGGCACGGUGGAGGUGCGCGGUCGUAGGUGGGGUGUGUAG
Messenger RNA from Aureobasidium namibiae CBS 147.97, 681 nucleotides. RefSeq lists its product as uncharacterized. The record is from RefSeq and is a predicted model, not a curated record. Bases 1 to 681 code for a protein of 226 amino acids. Lineage: Eukaryota; Fungi; Ascomycota; Dothideomycetes; Dothideales; Saccotheciaceae. The transcript is spliced from 3 exons.